Molecule: messenger RNA, 2333 nt
Organism: Penaeus monodon (black tiger shrimp)
Lineage: Eukaryota; Metazoa; Arthropoda; Malacostraca; Decapoda; Penaeidae
Product: protein FAM185A-like
Exons: 6
Coding region: 130-1317 (395 amino acids)
Source: RefSeq, a predicted model, not a curated record
CUCCCUUCCGAGAGUUACACAAGCACGAGAUUCGAGAGGAAACCACCACGGGAGUUCUCUCUCUUUCUCUCUCUCUUUCUCCGUUUUUUCGCUUGUUCGUCGCAUUCGCACUCCUUCGGCCGGUUAAGUAUGAACUCCCUGAACAGGACUGUCGGUCGUUUAAUGGGAAUCAACCGUAAUUUGAAGAGAUAUGAGAGAUUAGCACAGAAGCUGUACUCGCCUGUUUCUGCGUGUGAUAGGCCUACAAUAAGGGAAUGUAGGCCUAUAAAUCCUCAUGUCCCUGUGUUAUCUAAGUUCUUCUCGACGCGUGUUAAAGAAGAACACGUUAAAUUGGGCAGUCUGGAGUACAACGUUCAUCCUGGAUUUGGGACAGUGAGAGCCAUAGGAGAAGGGGUGGACUACGUUAUAAAACCUGCUAAUCCACAAGAAUUCCCCGAUGCCGACCGUGCGUUUGUCAGCAUUUACGGCGUUUCGAACUCCUCCUUGGACACUGUGAGGGUAGAACUGUUGGGAGAGAAGAAAGAUACGCUGGCCGUGUCUUCGUCUCCUGGAUCAUCGAGGCUUUAUUGCGAGAUUGAAGUCCCGAUAAAGUAUGAUAUCAGCGCCAACCUUCAGAGUGACGCCUGCCUCCAGAUAAUGGGCAUGGAAGCCGACGAAGUGGACAUCACGACAGAGGACGGAGAAGUGGCGACACGCGGUCUCAAGAGCCACAACAUUCACAUCAAAACGCAGCAUGGGAAUUUUACAGCUGAGGGAACACUACAGGGAAAUAUUUCCAUCGUUGCUAAGGCAACAAACCUGAAAGCCAAAAGACUACAGGGACUGAAGAUGAACAUCGUAGCCGAAGAACUGAACACAAAUGUGCAGUCUUCUUACAUGAACGAGGGUCAGAUAACGGCGCAGCGAGGAGACAUCGUCAUUAACCACUUGCAUGGCUCGACCUCGCUGACACUGAAGCAGGGAAAACUCUCUCUGAGUGGGCUGCACGGUCACCUAACAGGGUCAGUGGGUUCAGGCAAAGUGGACGUACAAGUGACAGAAAUAACUGAAGACUCUUCACUCAUCUUACAAGAAGGGAGCAUGGUUGUGUCCGUUCUAGAUGAGCCAAGGCAUAACCUCCAUGUGACAGCCCCGUCUUUGGACAUAUCUAAAGAAAUCUCCUCCGACGCAGCUGCCUCCACCACCAGUACCUCCCUCAAACUACAAGCGAGAGAUGGCGCACGAGCAAACACCUUUUCAGCAGAAGUGGCCGAGGGCUCAGCGAAAGUACAGAGACAAGACUGGUUUGCCACUUUGGGGAUAAAGAUCGGCAAUUAGGCAGACGUGGCCAAAGGUGCUAAAAUUAUGGGCAAGGAUAGACUGUUGGAUUAGAAGGGUGUCUUUGAACUGAGGAGGGAAUGAAUGUCAUAUUCUAGUAGUAUAUUAAUUGUUAUCUGUAAAAUUCAUGAGUGUGAUAUUUGAAUUCUAUAUGUUAGUUCAAGAGAAUUCCAAUGCUGAUCUCAUAUAGGGUGGUUGUCAUGAACAUUGUUUGUCUUUUAGAUAGAAUGAAAAGGGUGUAAUUGAAACAUGUAUUGUCUUGUUUUAGAUAUUUUUUUUAGCUUAUUAUUAAAGAUGUGUUAAUGGGGAAAGAGGUUACAUAUUUCAGUCUCAAAAGCAAAUCAGGAAAUAAGUGUUGAUCAGUCUGCCAAUUCUUGAAUAUCUCAGGUGAAGUUAAAAAAGAAAAAAAUAUUUCUAGCCUGUUUUACAUAUUGCUCUAGACCUUUUUUGAUAUUUUUCAAUCUACCUCAGUCAUGUGAAUCAUGCAUGGGUGAUGACAAACAGUUUGUUCUAGUCACAUGAGUGAAUAUGUUUUGUCUGUUUAUAUGUCAUUACCUGUAAUUAUUUUUUAUUUAUUAACAUGUAUAAAUGAGGAUGUACAUAUCAAAAAUAUAUGAUCUUGUUCUAAAGUACUUUGUUAAUUUUUCAUGUAAAUGUGAACAUGGAACAUUUCUAUAAUCAAUUUAUAUUGUCAAACAGUUUGUAUUGCAACAACCAACCACAUAAUAUGGAUUUCAAAUGUGUCUUGUUAUGAAAUUAUUUUAGAAGUUUUACUUUCACUAACUGAAAAGUGUACUUUAUAUAAUUUGUCCUGCAUUGUGUUCUUCUUAAAGUAAAUUAAUAAACUUCAGUGAUUAUCAAGAAAGCAUUUACAAAACAGACUGUUCUCUUUUAAAAGGAGCUAUAGUAUAAAUUGAUCAUAUUUUCUCAAUAACCAAUUAACAACAAGGUAUCAAAAAUGAAAACCAGGAUUCAAAUCGAGCAGCUGACUGAUAGUAAAAUGCUAUGAAAAAUUA